AUGACUUUAUUAACUGUUGCUGUUGGUGAAGCCAAACCAGGUGAAACCGCACCAAGAAGAAGAGCUGCUCAAAAAGAAGCAUCUCUUGACCGUCCAACUGAUUGUAAGGGAACCACCAUCCCCGAGUUUAUUGAAGAAUGUUUCAAGAGAAACGGUAACAAAAAUGCCAUGGGAUGGAGAGAAAUGAAGGAAAUUUACGUUGAAACUAAGGAGAUUACUAAAAACAUUGACGGUGAAACUAAGAAGAUUUCCAAAGAUUGGACUUAUUAUGAGAUGGGUCCCUACCAAUACAUCAAAUAUCCAGAAUUGUUGACCUUGAUCAAAAACUACUCCAAGGGUUUACUUGAAUUGGGAUUAAAACCAAAUCAAGAAUCAAAAUUGAUGGUUUAUGCUUCGACUUCACAAAAAUGGUUACAAACAUUUUUAGCAUCAACUUUUCAAAAUUUACCAAUUGUAACUGCUUACGAUACUCUUGGUGAACUGGGUUUAACUCAUUCUUUGGUGCAAACUGACGCUGAUGCAGUCUUCACUGAUAAUGCACUUUUGAAAACCUUGAUUAACCCAUUGAAACAAGCUAAAAAUAUCAAAUACAUUAUCCAUUCAGAACCAAUUGAUCCAAAAGAUACCAGAAAAAAGGGUUUGCUUUACAAAGAAGCCCAAGAAGCUAAAGAAGGAUUAUUAAAAGUUAACCCAAAUUUGAAAUUCAUUUCCUAUUCUGAUGUUAUCGACUUGGGAGCUAAAUCAAAUCAAGAAUUGCACUUACCAAAAGCUCAAGAUUUGGCUUGCAUUAUGUAUACUUCAGGUUCAACUGGUGCCCCUAAGGGUGUUUCCAUCACCAACGCCAACAUUUUGGCUGCAGUUGCUGGUAUUUCCACCAAUGCUGGUAGGGAUGUAGUGGGUGAAGGUGAUUCGGUUAUUGCAUUUUUACCAUUGGCUCAUAUUUUUGAAUUGGUUGUUGAAUGUCUUACAUUGUGGUGGGGGGUACCAUUGGGAUAUGCCAAUGUUAAGACUUUAACAGAAACUUCAUGCAGAAACUGUCAACCUGAUUUGGCUGAAUUUAAACCAACUAUUAUGGUUGGUGUUGCUGCAGUUUGGGAAUCUGUUCGUAAGGGGGUUUUGGCCAAGCUUAAUAAAGCUCCAUUUAUUUCUCAAAAAUUAUUUUGGGCUGCAUUCAACUAUAAGGUAUCCAUGAAUAAAUUACAUGCACCUGGAGCUUCCAUUUUCAACUUUAUAUUCAAAAAGGUCAGAGAAGCCACUGGUGGCCGUGUUAGAUACACCAUGAACGGUGGAUCACCAAUUUCCAUUGACGCACAAACGUUUGUUUCAACAUUGAUUGCGCCUAUGUUGUUGGGUUAUGGUUUAACUGAAACUUGUGCCAUGGGUAAUCUUGUUGAACCAAAAAACUUUGAAUUGGGUACUUUGGGAUCCUUGGUUGGUUCAGUCACUGUUAAGUUGAUUGAUGUUGAAGAUGCUGGAUAUUUUGCCAAGAACAACCAAGGUGAAAUUUUAAUCAAAGGAGGACCCGUGGUUAAAGAGUAUUAUAAAAAUGAAAAAGAGACGAAAGAAGCAUUUACUGAAGAUGGAUGGUUCAAAACUGGUGAUAUUGGUGAGUGGCAAGCUGAUGGUGGAUUAAAAAUCAUUGAUCGUAAAAAGAAUCUCGUCAAGACUUUGAAUGGUGAAUAUAUUGCCUUAGAGAAAUUGGAAUCCGUAUACAGAUCAAACCCACUAGUUAUGAAUUUAUGUGCUUAUGCUGAUCAAACAAAAGUUAAACCAAUUGCCAUUGUUGUACCACAAGAAAACUUUUUACAACAAUUGAAAUUCGAUUCCAACACCGCAUACGAUGAUCCUAAGUUGGUUUCUAAAUUUGUUGCUAGUUUGAAUGCUACGGGUAAAUCUCAAGGUUUGAAUGGUAUUGAAUUACUACAAGGUAUUGUUUUGGUUCACGAUGAAUGGACCCCUGAAAAUGGAUUUGUUUCAUCAGCUCAAAAGUUGCAAAGAAAGAAGAUUUUAAAAACUUAUGAAAAUGAAGUUAAGAAAGCUUAUGGUGAUUCAUAA
Lodderomyces orthopsilosis Co 90-125 is the source of this 2055-nucleotide messenger RNA. It is a transcript of the gene FAA4, whose product is annotated as long-chain fatty acid-CoA ligase. The coding region runs from base 1 to 2055 and encodes 684 amino acids. Gene Ontology annotation, molecular function: long-chain fatty acid-CoA ligase activity. Gene Ontology annotation, biological process: long-chain fatty acid metabolic process; long-chain fatty-acyl-CoA metabolic process. Gene Ontology annotation, cellular component: plasma membrane; endoplasmic reticulum; lipid droplet. The record is from RefSeq and is a predicted model, not a curated record. Lineage: Eukaryota; Fungi; Ascomycota; Pichiomycetes; Serinales; Debaryomycetaceae. The transcript has a single exon.